GCUCUUGGAGAUUUCCCAGCUCUUCGCGCGGCACGACUUCCCGAUUGAUUCGCGAUGCAGCAGCAGCAAAUGGGAGGAUUUAGGCCUCCGACGCUACCAGGCGAGCGGGCCAUCGAGAUCCGAGAUGGAGGAAACUUGCUGGCCCGACGAGGAGAGCAGCACUUCCUGGCCCAGGUCGCCGCCGCCUCCGCCUCUCUACAACGAUGGAGCUUACUCGGAUAUGACCAGCGAGAGAAGUGGCAGUCCGGGAUUUUACGACAGAUACUAUGACUACGACGACGAGGACUUUGCAAUGCCACCGAGAAGGCCGCCGCCACCUUCACGACCAAGGCCGAGGUCUCGAGGAGAUUACUACUAUCCGGAUGAUGAUCAGUGGGGAGGAGGGGGAAGUUACGGGCCGAGGCAGCCGCCAGCUCCAAGGUUUGUGGAACGCAGCAGGAGGCGAGGGGAUGGUUACGGCGUGAACCCGAGCUUUUACAACGAAGGUGAUGAUUCCGAUUCUAUGUCAAGUCGAGAUGCCUCUCCGUCUUCUCACCGGCGUCGUCGUCGACAACACAAAGAUCGAAGCUUAAAGUUCAAAGUUAAAGACAGGUCCCGCUGGGUGCUGGAUCCGGAUGAGAGUGGCAGCAUCGAGUUUAACAGUGGUGUUCGGACGCAGGUUUCUCAGAGCGAUGACGAUUCACGGCCGGCGAGUGUUUCUUUCUCGUACCGCCCGUUUGCUUUUCAGCGAUUUUCCAGUCCUCGUCCACGGGAAGAUUCAGCUUAAGCUUAUAAAGCGCGGGAUAUCGUUAAGCAGCAAAGUCAUUUUGGCAUAGCAACAGUUCAUCGAGAGCGGCCCUCGCCGUCUCAAACUCAUAGCCCAGCAGUUUGGACCGGAAUGUUU
Molecule: messenger RNA, 883 nt
Organism: Selaginella moellendorffii
Lineage: Eukaryota; Viridiplantae; Streptophyta; Lycopodiopsida; Selaginellales; Selaginellaceae
Exons: 4
Coding region: 125-766 (213 amino acids)
Source: RefSeq, a predicted model, not a curated record